Messenger RNA from Tricharina praecox, 1491 nucleotides. RefSeq lists its product as uncharacterized. Lineage: Eukaryota; Fungi; Ascomycota; Pezizomycetes; Pezizales; Pyronemataceae. The coding region runs from base 1 to 1197 and encodes 398 amino acids. The transcript is spliced from 4 exons. The record is from RefSeq and is a predicted model, not a curated record.
AUGGAACCUCAAUCCGCCAAUAGCAGCGGAAUACUGACCCCCGAGCAGAUCGCUGCGUUGGGGCUGGCAACUGACAGUAACGGAUCGCAGUUGACGAUCUCCGGGAUUACCCUUUCGACGGUUGUAGUCAUCGUCGUAACAUUGCGGUUAUGGGGUCGGAUACAAGUGCUGAAGAUCGUCGGUUGGGACGAUUACUGUGCGGUCGCCGCAGCAGUGUUGGCGGUGUGCCUUACGGUGAUGAAUUGCAUCAGUGCUGAGUACGGUAUGGGCUCGCACAUAUGGGUCGUGGGAACGUUCAAUUUUCAGUAUGCCUACUUUGUUCAUCUCGUGUACAUCCUCUCGCUGGGCUUCACACGAGCAUCACUUCUCCUACAGCUCGUGCGACUCGCCCCGACCCAUCGCAUGCGUGUCAUCUUCUGGACACUCCUCGGCGCGUCGGGCACGUUCACUAUCGCCGCUUUCUUCUCGCACGUCUUUAUCUGUAAGAUGGACCCUUCACGGUUCUGGUUGAGCCCAGACCCAAAAGGCGAUGCAGCGUUAGGAAUCUGCAUCGAUUAUGUCCUGCUCCAGGAGUCCGUGGGCGGCAUCAACAUCAUAAUGGACUUUAUUACGUGGCUGUCGCCAUUGAAGAUCAUCUGGCAGGUGCGAUUGCCCCGUGGCCAAAAGAUCUCGCUGAUCCUCGUGUUCCUGGCAGGAGGACUUGUCUGGAUUGCAUCCAUCUCACGCCUCAUCUUUGCAGUUAAAGCCGGCGAAGUUCUCGACGACAAAUUCGAAGUCGAUCCAUCCUACCGGCUCGUCAGCGCCGCCCUCUGGACCAAUAUAGAGGUGCAAGUAGCGGUGAUUUGCAGCUGCCUCCCCACUCUCCGCCCCUUCAUCCGCCGAUUCCUUCCCGGAAUCCUCACCGACACCGGUAGCUCCAAGAACCGACGCACGACAGGUCUCAGCAAUAGCGGCCAUGCCGUCGCCCGUUCGAACGGCGGCUCGAUUCCGCUCGGGAGUAUGGCUUCCAAAACAAAGAUGGACGACGAGUACUCAUCCUCGACGGAGCAGUUCGCUACUGCCCAGGGGACUACUACCGAUAUUGAGGGCGGUUGUGAAACCAGGGAGGGACAGCGAGUGAUGGGCGAUAUGCAGAUCUACAAGCAGACAGAGGUACGAGUGCAGAUUCAUAGGAAGGGUGAAGAGUUUGGGCCGUGAUUUCUCUCACCAAAGACCUUUGGACGUCUUCCGUGAAUUUUUGUAUAGACUUGUUGUAUGUGCUGGAAUCUCUAUUUUCGUUCUGUGGAUAAUGGUGCAUGGAUAUAGGCAACGAUAUUGUAAUAAUAUCGAGGUGCUAUAGGAAGUGCUUAUUCCGGGCCGUUCCAUGGGUAUCUGCAGACAUAGGGGCGGGCCGGUAGUGCAAGGUUCACCGCUGACACAACCGCGAGCUUCGGAGUGCCGAGUGCGCAGGUUCGGUUUAUCGUUGCCCGGCCACUGUCCGCUUUCUCGCCC